This is a messenger RNA of Magnolia sinica, 4451 nucleotides long. RefSeq names its product nuclear matrix constituent protein 1-like. The record is from RefSeq and is a predicted model, not a curated record. The transcript is spliced from 8 exons. Gene Ontology annotation, biological process: nucleus organization. Gene Ontology annotation, cellular component: nucleus. The coding region runs from base 409 to 4137 and encodes 1242 amino acids. Lineage: Eukaryota; Viridiplantae; Streptophyta; Magnoliopsida; Magnoliales; Magnoliaceae.
AAACUCGGGAAGGAAAUAAAAAAGGAUAACAAAAAGCAAAGGCUGCGGUCGGAAGAAAAAAAAGCAAAGGGAUUUUCAUUUUCAUCUCCUCCGGAUUUCAAAGCUUUUUCCUCGCCAGAUCUAAAUUUCCGCUUGUGUCCGCUUAGGUUUUCUCUCUCUCUCCCAACCCCGGAAAUUAGACUUUCUAGGGCUUCGCAAAUUUCCAAAAUUCCAUUUAUAUCCGGCCGAGAUUAGGGUUUCUAGGGUUCCGAAGGUCCCCGGAACUCCAUACACGUCCCGGCUAGGGUUCCCGAGAAGGCGGCGCAUUUUAGCAAGGCGACGCAUUUUAGCGGCUAGGGUUUCGUCUCUGCCGCUUAUGAGGGAGGAGGCUGAUAUCUGGGGUUUGGGAUUCUUGCGGAAGGGUCUGUGAUGUUUACGCCGCAGCGGAAGGGGUGGUCAGGCUGGUCGAUUUCGCCACGGGCGGACGGGCAGAGGAAUGGGCUGGUCUUGUCGAACCCCAAGAGUGCUGGUGGGAAAGGAAAGGGCGUCGAAGGGUCGGUUCCGCUGCUGCCCCCGCCGUUGGAUUCUCUAGAUGAGAACGGUGGGGAUGCUGCGAUUGACGGCGGUGGCGAUAUGGAGGUCUGGCAGCGGUUCCGGGAAGCAGGAUUGCUGGAUGAGGUGUCAUUGGAGAAGAAAGACAGGGAGGCGCUGUUUGAGAGGCUAUCGAGGCUCGAACAGGAGCUUCAUGAAUACCAAUACAACAUGGGCCUUCUGUUGAUUGAGAAGAAGGAAUGGACAUCCAAGUACAACGACCUCAGGGAGAUGGUGGCAGAGGCAGAGGAGACCCUCAAACGAGAGCAGUCCAAACAUUUUAUCGCCAUAUCUGAAGUAGAAAAGCGAGAGGAAAAUCUGAAGGAGGCCUUGGGGGUGGAAAAGCAAUGUGUUGUGGAUCUUGAAAAGGCUUUGCAUGAGAUGCGUGCACAAUAUGCAGAAAUCAAGUUCAAUUCGGAUAAGAAAUUGGUUGAAGCUCAUGCCUUGGUUGCUAGUGUGGAAGAGAAAUCGUUGGAGGUGGAUUCAAGGCUGCAUUCUGCUGAUGCCAGACUGGCAGAAGCGAAUCGAAAGAGUUCAGAGGUGGAAAGGAAGCUACAAGAGUUGGAGGCUCGUGAAAGUUUACUUUGUAGGGAGCGGCUCUCCUUAAAAUCAGAGAGAGAAGCACAUGAGGAUACCUUUUCCAAACAAAGGGAAGAACUUCGAGAGUGGGAAAGAAAACUUCAGGACGGUCAAGCGAGGCUUUACGAGAGCCAGAGACUUCUCAACCACAGAGAGGAGAAGGCAAAUGAGAAGGAUAAGGUCCUUAAUCAGAAAGAGAAGGAUCUUGAAGAGGCACAGAAGAAGAUUGAGAUGGCUAAUACAGGUUUGAAAGAGAAGGAAACGGAUAUAAGAACGAGAUCAUCUGCCUUAACUCAUAAAGAAGAGGAAGCUGUUGCUCGGAAAAAGAAACUAGAAGUGAAAGAGCAGGAAUUACUUGCAUUCGAACAGAAGCUCCAUGCAAGAGAAAGAAUGGAGAUUCAGCAGAUCAUUGAUGAACACAAUGCUGUUCUGGAGUCCGAAAAACGUGAGUUUGAGUUGGAAAUGGACCAAAAGAGAAAAUCAGUGGAUGAAGAGCUGAAAAGCCAGCGGGAUGCGGUGGAGCAGAAGCAAGAUGAAGUCAAUCGCAUGGAGGGAAAUGUUGUUAAAAGAGAGCAGAAUUUAGAAAAGAAGUUAGAGAAAUUAAAGGAGAAAGAGAAGGACUAUGAAUCUAAAUCGAAAGCUUUGAAGGAGAGGGAAAAAUCACUCAAAGCUGAAGAGAAGAACUUGGAGAAGGAUAAGAAACAGUUAGAGGAUGAUAAACUAAAGGUGCUUAAUCUUAGGGCUGAACUCGACAAGGAUAUGGCUACGGUGGAGGAAGAAAAACAGCGAAUAAUUGCCGAGCAGGAAAAUCUCCAAGUAACUGAAGAAGAGAGGAAUCAACUUCUCUCCCUACAGUCAAAGUUGAAAGAGGAAAUUGAUCAUUACAACAGUGAGAGGGAAUUGCUAGCAAAGGAAAGAGAGGAACUGAAGCAGGAAAGGGAGCAUUUUGAGAGAGAAUGGGAAGUGCUGGACACGAAAAGAGCCGAGACAACAAAAGAGCUAAAUCAGAUCAAUUGUGAGAAGGAGAAGUUGGAAAAAUGGAAGCAUGAAGAAGAGGAAAGAUUGAGAAGUGAGAAGAUAGAGAUGACACGUCAGAUUCAGAGUGAGCUUGAAGCUCUCAGAUUGGAGAGAGAAGCAUUUGAGGGCACCAUGCAGCAUGAGCGAACAGAACAAUUUGAAAAGGCCCGAGGAGAGCACGACGAUAUGCUUCGUGAUUUUGAGAUCCAGAAACAAGAACUGGAGUCUGUUAUGCUGAAUAGGCAGGAUGAGAUGGAGAAACGUCUACGGGAGAAAGAGAGGGUGUUUGAGGAGGAGAGAGAAAGAGAACAUACUCGGAUUAUUUCCUUAAGGGAACAAGCUCAAAGGGAAAUGGAGGAAAUGCAGCUGGAGCGGCAAAGGAUUGAAAGAGAAAAGCAGACAAUUACCAAUAGCCGAAAGCAGCUUGAUCAAGACCAGCUUGAGAUACGGAAUGACAUUGAUGAGCUCCGUGCUCUAAGUGGGAACCUUAAUGGUCAACGCGAAGAGCUUAUCAAGGAAAGACGGCGGUUCCUUGCUCUUGUUGAGCAGCGCAAGAAUUGUCCAAGUUGUGGAGAAUUGGUUCUCCCUGAGGUCCAAUCUUUGCCUGAACUCGAGGACAUUGGCCCUGCUAUUCUGCCGAGGCUGGCUGAAGACUAUCUGAAGAAGAGUACUGAAAAGCCAAACCCUGACAUAUCACCUGGGGGAACGGAUUUGAAUUCUGCUGCUCCUGGCGUUCGCAUGUCUUGGCUUCGGAAAUGCACGACAAAGAUAUUUAAUUUCUCCCCUGGAAAGAAAUCUGAGGAUGCUUCCCAAGCUCAGGCUGGUGGGUCAUCUCCACUUGCUGUGGAAGUCAACAAAAAAGAGGCAUUCUCGGAGAGACUGGAUGAGGCUGCAGAUGAGCCGGAACCAUCCUUUGGGGCAGCGAACGAUUCUGUCGAUAUCAGCAUUAGAGAGGAGGGGGAACCUGCUCUGUCCAUCAAUGAACAGAGCAAUGUUGCUAAGGCACAAGGAGUUUCGGAGAUGUCUGCCUCACCCGAAAACCCUGACUCCCAGCCUGAGGCACCAAAAUAUAGCAGGCGCAAGCCUGGCAAGAAAGGUGGUAAGCUCAGAACCACACGUUCUGUGAAGCGAGUGGUCGAAGAAGCCAAGGCUUUCCUUGGAGAGGCCACAGAACCGAACAAGGAUGAACAGCCAAAUGGCAAACCCGAUGAUCUUGUUCAGAUCAAUGAGGAUAGUCAGGGAGAUUCUCUUCAUGCUGCAGAUGGAAGAAGCAGAUACGGUGGACGUAAGCGGCAAUAUGCUCACACUUCUAGAACCACAGCAAGUGAGCAGGAUGCUGAUGAUAGUGAAGCCCGUUCGGAUAGUGUCACAACAGGCGGGCGCCGAAAGAGGCGGCAAACUGUUGCCGCAGGAGCACAAACUCCAGGGGCAAAACGGUACAACUUCAGAAGAUCAACAGUUGCUGCUGCAGCCCAAGCCUCGCCUGGUCGGACUGCAGAAAUUGAGAAAGAGGAUCACCUGUUAUCAUCGGCAGUUCCUGAAAAUGGGGAUUCUAAAGGUGGCGGGAAUUCGGAGGAAGUUGCUCCAAACAAUCAACCCGCCAUGGUGCCUUCUGCUGGAGUUGCUAGUGAGACCGAAAAUAGCAUGUACAUGCUGCAGAAAACGACAAUGAAGAGCAUUGUGGAAGUUCAGGAGUUCUCCUCGCGGGAGCGUAUCAGAGGAGGUGGGUUGUGUCUGUCACAGCUUGAUAGGGGGGAGCUCGGCAUGGAAACCAACAGCACCGGGGAUGUAAUGUUGGAUCGAGAGGAUGUGGAAGCUGAGAGGAUGGACGAGGCAGGAUCUGAUGAAAGCGACGGGUACCGCACUGAAAGUGGUGCUGAAGAUGGGGAUGAAGAAGAGGACCCCGACAAUGACAACGAGGAACACGCUGCUUCGAUAGGGAAGAAGCUGUGGAAAUUCUUCACAACGUGAAAUUUUAGAUGGGGACCAUGCCCUUUAAUUGAUGGGUGGGAGUCUCUCAACUGCAUGUGUUUCUUCUUCUUCUUUCUCUCUGUUUUUUUAGGUGGCUUCUGUCUGUUAGGGAGGCAUCUGAUGAUGUUUUCCAUUGUAAUUUCUAAUUUGGAAGGGAGUGUCUUGGAUGGAAAACUUGUGUUUUUUUUUAUUUUUAAGGGGAUAUAGAAGGGGGGAUGGUUGCUGUAAUUUUCGAUCUUUUGGAUUUGUUGUUUUAUCGUUUUGUACUCUUUACUUCCUCGGCUUGGUUUCUCGUAGUAAAUGGAUGGUUCCCA